AGGUCCCAAAUUCCAUUCUUCAUUUUGGUUUUGAUGAGUUGAAGUUUUAUCAGAUUGUCCAGCCUAAACAUCUUCAGACCCAAGGCACAGAAUCAAAGACCUAAUAAGAUUUCAGAUUCAAUGAGGUGGGUAGGGAGAGGAGGAGUUUCCCUGAAGUCCACAAGCAACAUCAGGAAACCAUUAUGAUAGUUUCAAUGAAAACUACAAGCCUGCAGAUGACAUGGCUAUUAAUGCUAAUGUUUUCAUUCGCAGUCAAUGCUAAAAGUCUAAAGGAAUCAAAACCCCCAAUAAUAGAGUGCAAACCUUUUAUCGUAUACUGGAAUGUUCCUACAACACAUUGCAAGAAGCGCUUUGGUGUGGAUCUAAAUCUCCAAGCUUUUAACAUUGUGGCUAACCCUGAUGAGGUAUUAAAUGGGCCCCAUGUUACCAUAUUUUAUGAAAAAAAGUUAGGAAUAUACCCUUACAUAGGUGAAAAUGGAGCGAUCAUCAAUGGAGGAAUACCUAAGAAUGAGAACCUUCCUAAGCACCUUGAAAAGAGCAAGGAAGACAUCAAGAAUGCCAUUCCUUCGGGAAAAUUCCAAGGACUUGCUGUUAUAGACUGGGAAGAGUGGAGACCUCAAUGGGAAAGGAAUUGGGGUUCUAAAAAUGUAUAUAGAAUCCAGGUUUUAAACCACAUUAAAAAUAACCACAAGAAUUGGUCAGACGCCAAAAUACAGGCAAUAGCAAAACAGGAAUAUGAAAGCGCUGCCAAGAAUUUUAUGAAUUCUACUCUCCGCUUGGGGAUAGGAAUGAGACCGCAAGGACACUGGGGUUUUUACCUUUACCCAGAGUGCUACAAUUAUGAUUACCAAAAAAACCCAGUGACAUACACUGGGAAAUGUUCAGAAUUGGAAAUUUCCCGCAAUGAUGACCUCCGGUGGCUAUGGCAAGAAAGUACUGCUCUUUAUCCUUCUAUAUAUUUGCCAUCGAUGUUGAAGGAUAGUAUAUACACCCAGAAAUUUGUUCACUAUCGGAUCAAAGAAGCGAUGAGAAUUUCCCAGAUGGCUAGGAGUGACUAUGCUUUGCCUGUUUUUGUUUAUACUAGGUUAUUUUAUAGCUAUAGUACUGAUCCCUUGACUAAGAAUGAUUUAUUGUAUACCAUUGGUGAGAGUGCUGCAAUGGGGGUAGCAGGUAUGGUAAUAUGGGCAGGAACAUAUGAUACCGGUUCAAAAAACAGUUGCUUAAUUAUGCAGCAAUUUGUUAACGGAGCUUUUGGUCAUUAUAUCGUCAAUGUGACUGCAGCUACCCAACGCUGCAGCAAAAUUCUUUGUAACAAUAAUGGGCGAUGUGUUCGGAGAGAAGCUGACUCAUACUCUUAUCUGCAUAUGCCUGUGGGAAGCAUUAUGAGGCAUAAGUUAAAGAGGGGACUAAAGUUUAUCCCUUCUCAAAGAGCUUCAAAAGAGGAAACACAAUAUAUGAAGAAUGAAUUUGUGUGCCAGUGUUAUACUAACUGGAAUGGAAAAUUCUGUUCAUGGAAAGACACCCACCACUCUGGAUCAAGGCGAAGAAUUCUGUCUUCUGAAGCAACUAUGCUGCUCACUUUAAUUUUAAUAUUGCCUGUGAGCCUGCUAAUCCUUUGUAUCCCACUAUAAUCUAACCUUUCUGGGAUCAGUCCAAAGGAUCCAUCUAGCUUCAUGCUCCUGUGCUCUCUGAUCUUCUCCAUGCCAGCAGUUCCAAAUGUCUUGAGGAUUGUGAUACUUUAUCAUUGUUUGAUUUUGUAUUCCUCUCUCUCUAUGUACACAACAAAUAUGCUUUAAUGAAAAUGAAAUUACCAUCAAUGUCAUUCUCUGAAUUGUUUGAGAUUAAAAGGAUUAUUGAGAUAAAAAGAUUCUUAUAAAUUG
Trichosurus vulpecula (common brushtail) is the source of this 1880-nucleotide messenger RNA. Its product is annotated as hyaluronidase-4-like. The coding region runs from base 183 to 1631 and encodes 482 amino acids. Gene Ontology annotation, molecular function: hyalurononglucosaminidase activity. Lineage: Eukaryota; Metazoa; Chordata; Mammalia; Diprotodontia; Phalangeridae. The record is from RefSeq and is a predicted model, not a curated record. The transcript is spliced from 4 exons. Gene Ontology annotation, biological process: hyaluronan catabolic process; carbohydrate metabolic process.